AUGUCUGUAUUAAUUUCGGGUGUGCUGACGGAUGGCGCGGGACUCCCCAUGUCCGGAUACCAUAUUAUUCUGAAAGCCCGACAGAAUACAUCCGCAGUGGUCAUGAGAACGGUGGCGACAGUGGUGACAGGUCCGGCAGGAGAAUAUGCUUUUGAAGCUCAGACCGGAAAAUAUGAAGUUUAUCUUCGGUCGUGUAUUGAAAGGGAAUACUGUGUCGGUGAUAUUUCGGUUUACCACGAUUCAAAGCCCGGCACGCUGAAUGAUUUUCUGACAGCCAUCGAUGAAGGUGACCUGAAGCCGGAUGUCGUGAAACGAUUUGAGGAAAUGGUGGCGCAGGCGCAGCAGAGCGCGGAAACGGCAACAGAAAGCGAACGACAGGCAGGGCAACAUGCAGACGCUGCCGCCCGGGCAAAAGAAGAUGUAAAAAAACUGGUGGAAGGUGUUCAGCAGAACGCCGACGCGGUUGCGGAGGGUAAACAACAGGCCGAAAAUCUGGUCUCACGGGUUGAGGAUACCGCCGCAGAGGUCAGGCAGGACGCUGAAGCCGCGAAAAAGGCCGCAUCUGAUGCAGAGCAUGUCAGGGAGGAUAUUGAUACUGCGUUAUCUGCGACACUGAAAACGGCGAAUCGUUUAUCAGAGCUGGCUGAUGAAGGUGAAGAGGCUCAGCAGGAAUCCCGUGAUAAUCUUGGACUGAAAAGCGCUGCCACAAUGACGCCACAGAGCGACAUUCGUGACCGGACUGAAGGGCGUCUGGCGACACCUGGCGCAUUUGGUUUUGGGCAUAUUUUUUUGCCCGCAGAGCGUAUCCGUUUUAACACAGGGGAUGAUUUUCUGUCCUGGGUAAGGAAUGCGACGCCGGGUGAAUAUUUUGUUGAGGGUGACAGUAAAAUCAUAUCCGGAGGUGUGUUGUUUAACGGGAUGGUCCGCAUCCGGUGGGUUGAGGCACGCAAUAAUCCACCGGAGCCGCGAUAUACAGCAAAGGCCAUUAUUUUCUACGGUAUUAAUGGCGAUGUUUAUUACAACCGCUACUGGACAACAGGUAAUGGUUAUCUGACUGGCUGGGAAAAUCUGAAGAUGACCUCACAGGACAUUAUCUCUCUUCUGUCCGGUAUUG
Cooperia oncophora is the source of this 1114-nucleotide messenger RNA. The record is from the annotation of a GenBank genome assembly. NCBI's taxonomy places the organism in Eukaryota, Metazoa, Nematoda, Chromadorea, Rhabditida, Trichostrongylidae.